CUCAGCACUCCUUAUCGGACACGGUACCGGUGUCCACGGGGUAGAAAACGAUAGAUAAAGGUGCGUUACAGGGUGGAACCGAUUUCAAACACAAACAGUCGAUUCAGUGGUGACGACGCGCGUUCGAGCUGGUGAUCAUAAUGGUGCAUCCUUUCGGUUCGGUUCUAGCACUGCUUCCUCUCUUGGCAGCAAGUGUACAGUGUGUGGUGGUAGUUAAACCAGCGGCGCAAACCAACCAACUCCUAGAAAACGAUCUAGACGAAUGGGUACGCAUUCCAACGUUGGUCGACGAAUGGAUCUGGACACAUCGACGUUCGGUUGGGGCUGUGAUGAAAAGCCAUCGAUCAUCUUUAUCGUCAACGAAUAUUGAAUUUCUGCUCUACACUCGACGCGAUACAGGUGAUGAAGCUCACCGCCUGGAGCUAGGAAACAGGGAGUCUUUGGUUAGCUCCGCCUUCAGUCCGGAUCGCCCAACAAGAAUCGUCGUGCACGGGUGGCAAAACAGCAAAAGUUCACCGAUUGCGGAAAGCAUUCGCGAUACAUACCUGCUCCUGUGGGACUACAACGUGAUUGUGGUGGAUUGGUCCGCCUGUUCGAUGCACUGGAACUAUGUGCGUGCCGUCGGAUGCGUCCCGGUCGUCGGUCAAUCAUUGGCGCAGUUGCUCGAUGAACUUCAGCAGCACACGGGCCUAGCUAUGGAAUCGGUGUACAUUGUCGGGCACAGUCUUGGAGCUCACGUUGCGGGUAUCGCAGGCAAGAUGAUACAGACUGGACAGCUGCAUACGAUCAUCGCCCUCGAUCCGGCCCUACCACUGUUCUCGAUCCGUCAGCCAGAAAAUCGUAUCGGACCGCAGGACGCAAUGUACGUGGAGGUAAUACACACCAACGGUGGACUGCUCGGAUUUCUGCACCCGAUCGGGACGGCUGACUUUUACCCGAACGGUGGCACGCACCAGCCGGGCUGUGGACUGAACGUGGUCGGACUGUGUUCCCACUCGCGUGCCUGGGAACUGUUUGUGGAAUCGUUGCUAGAACCGGAGGAAAAGUUGCUGGCCAGCCGGGUCGAUUCGCUGGACGAGAUACAGCGUGAUGCUGGUGGUGCUCGUCCGUUGAAAAGCAACGCUCCCUACGGACCGUCGACGGAGCGGGUUAAAAUGGGAGGCGAACCAUCGAGUGCUGGACAGGCCCGUGGGCUUUAUUCUAUCACCACGCGCGAUAAAAGUCCAUUUUUCUCCUGAAACUAGGGUAGCGUAGCUUGCGCAACGUGUGCAUUAACGUUUAACCAAGGGCCGGAGAGGAUGCAUCAUCAGCCGCAUGCGCUAAGCCUGUAUCGAAUUGGAACCCAUUUUUCCCGCCAGUUGGAAAUAUGAGUUAGAUUAACGAUCAACGGCUUACUAAGCUAGCUUGCAAUUGGGAAUGAAAUUCGGUGGCAUUUAUUCGCAAAACACAAAAAAACAACGCAACCGUCAAAAACGGCUCAUCCUAAACCAUUCACACUUGGUGUCAUAAGCUAUUGUUUCAACGACUUUCGGACGCUGCAGUCGGAUUGCGUAAGUGUGUGAGUUAUUUUGCCGUCUAAAUUCGAUUACGAAUGUGCAACGGCUGUCUGUUGGGUGUUUACAAGGCAAGAAAAUUCCUCAGAGCUAUGCUUUUAGUAAUGGUUUAGCGGCAGUUCGUCAAUCAUCUAUGUCAAUGCAAGGCUGUUGGUUGGUCAUUAGUAUUAAAACGUGAUUUUCAUAUGCAACGUUUUUAAUUUGCAUUUGCAAUCGUGGUGUGCUAGAGAAGAACUUAAAGAGUAAGGAAAUUAAAUUGUAUAGUAUAACAGCAA
Molecule: messenger RNA, 1828 nt
Organism: Anopheles stephensi (Asian malaria mosquito)
Lineage: Eukaryota; Metazoa; Arthropoda; Insecta; Diptera; Culicidae
Product: endothelial lipase-like
Exons: 1
Coding region: 141-1238 (365 amino acids)
Biological process (GO): lipid metabolic process
Molecular function (GO): lipase activity
Source: RefSeq, a predicted model, not a curated record